AUGAGAUUAAUAUCUACUAUCGUUAUAUUAUUGGCAUGCCUUUGCAAUAUAAUUAAUUGUUCAGGUCAAAUCGAUCAGUUCUUUAUGAUGACCAAAUUUGGUAUGUUCUUUUCAUUCAAUACUACCACUGGUCAAUUGAUUACCAAUCAAAACACAAAGAGCGGAGACAAAUAUUUCUUUUACGCAGCCGUCGACUCCAACUCUACCACCAAUACCGUAACCUUUUUGGGUACUGACAAGACCGACCGAAACGAUUAUCUCAUCGAAUAUAACAUUGAACACAAUAACUUUACCAAUUUACAAGGUAUUGAAGGUCAAUAUGGAGGCUUUGAAUGGUCACAAAUUUUUGCUUAUGAUCCAGUCCACAAUUUCGCUGCCCUUCCAUCAAUCGUUAUGAACGAACAAGAAGCCAACCUUACCAUCUUUGUUUGGAACUUUACUUCCCAAGAACUUGAAGAAAUUACACUUCCAACUGGUUCAUUGAACCAAAAUGAUAUGACUCCAGUUGCUUCAUACGAUAUUGAGACUGGUAACUAUUACAUUGUCUAUUGUUUGGCCAAUCCAAAGAUUCUCUAUUUGGUCGUUUACAACAUGUUGUCAAGAAAGAUUGUCCAAGAUCCAAUCGCCUUUGACAUUUACAUUCCAACUCCACAAAUUGUCUUUGCCGCUGGAAAGCUCUUCCUCAUCAACACCUACCCAAUGCAAAACUAUGAAAUCUACAACGUUGACGUUACCGCCAAGACUGUUACUCCAGCCUACACCAUUGCCAACAGCUGGACCACCAACCAAGGUUCUGAUUUCGAUAUGGUCAUUGGUCAAAAGGGUACCUCUAUCGUUUUAUUCUCACACAGCAAGCUCGCUUAUACUUGCACCACCAUUGACCUCGAAACCAUGUCUUUCCACGCUUCACCUUCUUAUCAAACUGAUAUUAAAUUUGGUUAUGAAUGGGUUUCUGGUGCCAUCUAA
Molecule: messenger RNA, 966 nt
Organism: Cavenderia fasciculata
Lineage: Eukaryota; Evosea; Eumycetozoa; Acytosteliales; Cavenderiaceae
Exons: 4
Coding region: 1-966 (321 amino acids)
Source: RefSeq, a predicted model, not a curated record